AUGGCGCAGAAGAGAUCCAUUCGUAUCAGCUCGUCGCCCUUUCCUCCAUGUCAACGUGGUAGCAGCGAUCAAGAUUCCUUUCACGACGAUGCCCUACAAACCGGAAUCGAGCUCAGCCAUGGUCUUCGCAAACGUCAAAGGCCUCAGCUACCGACAAGAGGCUCCGGCCCGUCGAGAAGCACGCUCCGUGACUUGCUAGGUUUGACGGCCGCAGACGAUUACAUUGAGACGUCAUCCACCGUUGCAGCCGAACACGCUAAUCGUAGCAGUCUUCGAGGAGCUUCAAAGCCACAACAUGCUUCAAGCAUCAAGCAGGCGCAUUUCGAAACUUCAAAUCGGCUGAAACGCUCGCCUGCCUCGUCCCCAUCGUUGUCGAAAUCACCCUCUUCUUCGGAAGAUGAGCCAGUCCUGUCGUUAUCACGAGGUCCUCGCGCACCUCGCGCCUCCAUUUCGCGUAGCGCAGCUCCAUCCACCCACAUUCAACCUCCAUGCAGUACUGCGGUGAAGCAGGGUCAGCCAGAGGUCGAUUCCGAUACCGGCGACGAUGAGCCCGAACAAGCUCUCAGCCUAACUUCCAAUGGAAAUGCAUCGUUACCGUCAGCUCUCGCUCAAAGCUCUAGCUUCAGAAAUGACCGCAGUCAGACAAGUGACGAAGAUGACGAGGUUUCUCUCGCCAUCAGGGGACCAGUCUCUGUGCCCAUCUCGUUCACGAAUGUAUCCGCAUCACACAUCAUUUCGUACUCAUCCGGCGAUGGUUUUCACGGCCAGAGACCGUCGUUCCCGAUACCGGUAGACCUCAAGGAUGUUGGACCCUUGAUUCUCGCCCCAGGUGUCGAAGUCCCUGCUUCCAUUAAUCGCUUUCUUCGAAGCUACCAGCGCGACGGCGUUCGCUUCCUUUACAGAUCCUAUGCGCAGGGCAGAGGUGCCUUGCUUGGCGACGACAUGGGUCUUGGAAAGACCAUCCAAGUCAUCGCCUUCCUUUCAGCCAUCAUGGUCAAGACAGGGAGAGAAGAGGAUGCCGAUCGUCGCAUCGAGGCCAUCCGUAGCGACAGGCAAAGCUCAGACUACCACCGCGCAAAUGCCAUCUGGCCGACAUGUUUGAUCAUUUGCCCCAGCUCUGUCAUUGACAAUUGGCGUCACGAGUUUGACACUUGGGGCUAUUUUGAGCACGCAGCCUACAGUGGCACGCGCGCCAAAGAUGCGCUUGACUCUUUUCGUCGUGGUCGACUCGAUAUUCUCGUCACCAGUCACGAGACAGCCUCGCUCUCAAUCGAGCAUUUGCGAGAUCUCGACCUGUCUUGUGUGCUUAUCGACGAGGCUCACAAGCUCAAGAAUCCCAGCUCUCAAAUGACUCAAGCGAUGCAAACCUUUCGCUGCAAGGUCCGAUACGCAUUGACAGGUACCGCCAUCCAGAACACAUACCGUGAGCUUUACACACUAGCCGACUGGGCCAACCCUGGUUUACUGGGCACUGUCAAGGAGUGGAUCACUGAGAUUGAGGUCCCGCUCAAGCAUGGUCAGAAGCGAGGCGCAGAUCCAGAACAUAUCGCUGACGCUAGGACAAGAGCCGAAAAGCUGGUUACCAAUGUGCUACCCAUCUUCUUCCUUCGCCGCACCAAGGCGCUCAUUGCCGACCAGCUUCCCCGCAAGUUCGACAAGAUCGUCUUCUGCCCACUCACACCGACACAACUGGAUGUGUACAAGCGCAUUCUGUCCGAAGACGAGGUCGACUUGAUGAAGCGGCAUGCUGACCCUUGCGAUUGUGGCCGACUUGAUCCCGACACAGGUCUGGCUUACCGCCGCCAGAAUUGCUGCUUCAAACGCGACAGUACGGGAGGAGCUUGGAACAAAAACAUGCUUAAGUAUAUAUACCUUCUUCAAAAGUGCUCCAACCACGUCGCAUUGGUAUUUCCAGAUCCUGAAGAUGCGAGCUCUAAGGAUCCGGACCGCAUGGAGAGGUAUCAUCGACAGCUGUCGUACGUACAGCUCAUGUUUCCAGAUAGCUGGCAGAGCAAACGUUGCAACGCCGCGAACGGCAUGGAGCCCGAGCUCUGUGGCAAGUGGAAAGUGCUGGCUGGGAUGCUGGCGCAAUGGCAUGCCAAUGGUGACAAAGUUCUUCUGUUUUCCACCAACUUGAGGCUGCUUCAGUUCAUCGAAUUCUUCCUGUCACGGGAAGGUCACAACUUCCUCCGACUCGAUGGUACUACGCCGCAGCCACGUCGCCAACAGCUGGUGAAUCAGUUCAACAGGGAUGCAAGCAUCUUUGUUUUUCUCAUAUCGACCACUGCUGGUGGCACUGGACUCAACUUGACAUCCGCAAAUCGCGUCGUGGUGUUCGAUCCGCACUGGAAUCCAUCGCACGAUCUGCAGGCCAUGGAUCGAGCGUACCGUUUCGGUCAGUCGCGGGACGUCUACGUGUAUCGCCUGAUCGGAGCAGGUUCUCUCGAGGAAGUGAUCUAUGGAAGGCAAAUAUACAAGCAGCAGCAGAUGGAGAUCGGCUACAACGCAACCAAGGAACGACGCUAUUUCGAAGGUGUCGCUGGCGAUCAAGGCAGUCUUGGCGAGCUAUUCGGGUGCAAGAACUUGUUUACACUCCACGAGAGUAGUUUGGCGAUGAAGUCAAUCAUAGACCAAUGCAACAUCUCGGAGGUGACGUUUGCACUGGAACAAUACCUCUUAGCUGGCUCUCUUGAGGACCCAGCAGCGACUGGUGUGACUCUGACAAAGCAUAGCGGCAUUCUGGGCGCAGACGUUGCAGAUCCGACAAGGUACGUCGAAGAUGGUGACGUAGCACAGAGGACGGCAAGUGUCGACGAUGAUCCGAUACGCAGCAUUCUCGAAGGCAGCGGUAUCUCCUACAGUCACGAUCAUGCAGCUUUGGUUGGCAACAGUGCUGCUGAAGCUGCUCUGUAUAAGAAGGCGGCACGGCGACCAGUGUCAUCUCGCCCAGGAAGGACAAGCAGAGCUGCAGGGUUCGUGGCCACGAGCGAACGAGCUGCAAAGCCCACGAGCACGUCCAAGAAGGGAACCCACAAAGCAGCAGCCACUACACCUUCCUGGCCGCCACCGCGUUCCAAAAAAACAUCUUCAGACAACGAAGCAACGCAGCAGCAGGAAUCGCAAUCGGUUGCAGCCGCAGCGCAGGGCUUGCGUCGCGCCGUUCAGCACGAUGCCGUUGCUGCCCAAAGCCGCAUGCCCGACUUGUCGGAUCUGGCCGAGCUUCAAAACGUGAAAGAAGUGGAGUUGGCGUCUGCCGUCAAUGCGAUGCCACCGGCAGAGCAGAAGGCAUUCUUCGACGAUGCUGUUCGUCGCUGGAAUCGAAAGCAAAGCAUUCUUGCUAAAGCAGCGAAUCGUUCGGCUCAACAAUUUUUCUAA
Mycosarcoma maydis (corn smut) is the source of this 3375-nucleotide messenger RNA. RefSeq lists its product as uncharacterized. The transcript has a single exon. NCBI's taxonomy places the organism in Eukaryota, Fungi, Basidiomycota, Ustilaginomycetes, Ustilaginales. Gene Ontology annotation, molecular function: ATP-dependent chromatin remodeler activity; ATP binding. The coding region runs from base 1 to 3375 and encodes 1124 amino acids. The record is from RefSeq and is a predicted model, not a curated record.